AUGGGCGAAGACCUCGACAAAAUCCUAUCUCACAAGCUUGUCUUCGCCGUUAACGACCCCUUAAACACUACGGUCAUCGACAGCACUGGAAAGCCGCUGUACAUGAUCACGACCCCGUACAAGUUCCUCCGGAAACGGACAACGACCAUCCUAGGCUCCGAGGGGCAGACCGUCGCCGUCGUCGAGCGCAAGUGGGGCAUGGGCGCAGACCAGGUGACGUUCUUCGGCGACACCGUCCCCGCGUCAGAGUGGCUGCAGAACAAGGACUUUUCCAACGCGAGGCAGUUCGAGGCACCCAAUGGACGGAUCUACGUGUGGAAGACGCGUUCGUCAGUCAAUGACUUGAAGUUGAUCGACCACACGACGAAGGAGACGGUGGUGAAAGUCACCCAUACGGCCGCCUUGCGGACCUCCAAGCAGCGGCUCAGCAUGAGCGUGCAUCCCAAGGUCGUGCAUUUGCUCGAUGCAGUCAUCUUGUCGUUCGUCAUGUGCGAGGAGGAGAGGCGGCAACGGGGAGAUGUGGCAUGA
This is a messenger RNA of Epithele typhae, 528 nucleotides long. RefSeq lists its product as uncharacterized. Lineage: Eukaryota; Fungi; Basidiomycota; Agaricomycetes; Polyporales; Epitheliaceae. The record is from RefSeq and is a predicted model, not a curated record. The transcript has 3 exons. Bases 1 to 528 code for a protein of 175 amino acids.